GUGGAUCCUGGUGGAACUUGGUGAUCAUGGACAUUGAAGCAUAUUUUCAAAGAAUUGGUUAUAAGAAGUCCAGGAGCAAAUUGGACCUGGAAACAUUAACUGACAUUCUUCAGCACCAGAUCUGGGCCAUUCCCUUCGAGAACCUUAACAUCCAUUGUGGGAAGCCCAUGGAACUGGGCUUGGAGGCCACUUUUGAUCAAGUGGUGAGGAGGAAGCGGGGUGGGUGGUGCCUCCAGGUCAAUCACCUUCUGUACUGGGCUCUGACCAAUGGGUUUCAGACCACGAUGCUGGGAGGCUAUGUGUACAACCCUCCAGACAACAAGUAUAGCAGUGCUAUGAUUCACCUUCUGCUGAAGGUCACUGUGGAUGGCAGACACUACAUAGUUGAUGCUGGGUUUGGACGCUCUUACCAGAUAUGGCAACCUCUGGAGCUAAUUUCCGGGAAGGAUCAGCCUCAGGUGCCUUGCAUCUUCCUCUUGACCGAAGAGAGAGGAACCUGGUUCCUGGACCAAAUCAGAAGAGAGCAGUACAUUCCAAAUCAAGAAUUUCUUAAUUCUGAUCUCCUGGAAAAGAAGAAGUACCGAAAGCUCUACUCCUUUACUCUCGAGCCUCGAACAAUUGAAGAUUUUGAGUCUGUGAAUGAAUACCUUCAGACGUCUCCAGCGUCUGUGUUUACAAGCAAGUCGUUUUGUUCCUUGCAGACCCCAGAGGGGGUUCACUGUUUAGUGGGCUUCACCCUUACCUCUAGAAAAUUCAAUUAUAAGGACAAUGUGGAUUUGGUGGAGUUUAAGACACUGAAUGAAGAAGAAAUAGGAGAAGAGCUGAAAAAUAUAUUUAAUAUUUCCUUGGAGGGAAAUCUUGUGCCCAAACAUGGUGAUAAAUUUUUCACCAUUUAGAGUAAGCAGUUGAGAUGAUCUUCAGUAUUAUUGUAUUCUGUAUUAUAUAGUGAAACUUGUUAUAGAAAUCAACUAUAUAUAAAAGUAGAGAGAAUAAAAUAAUUAACCUCUAUGAUCACCGAUUGUACCAACUUUCCACUGGUAAACCUAUCUCUCAUAUUUUCUCAAUGACCCUAUGAGAUAUUAAAGCAAAUUCUACAUAUUAAAUCAUUUCAACCUUUAAAAAAGCAGCCUGUGUAUUUAGAUCACUUUUUUCCUCUGAGAAUGACUCUUUCCACGACUUGUAGGUCAGUUUCAGAGACAAAUUUACUGGUGAUCAAUGUAUGAAGUCUGAAAUCCGCUGCUGUAUUUAAGAGGUGUUCUGUGAUUUGUAGUUAGACAACAUUUCAAAGAACACAGAACCACACAUCUUUUCAAAAUUAAUAAUAGUAAAGGUAUUUGAAGGAUGGCCUAUGGUUUUCUUGCAAGAAAAUUGCCAUUUUUGCUAGAAUAACUCCAUACUGGUUGAAUGUUGAAUUCAUAAAAAAUGUUUACCCAUGGCUCAGGAAAUGGACAACUGAGAAAAUAGUUUUUAUUAAAUUCAACCAGCAUGUGUCCAACAUCCAAUACCAGUUUUUACAAAAAGCCCGCAUGUACAAUGCAGGGUUAGAAUUGUACAGAGGGAAUGAGACAUGACAUUGCUCCC
Artibeus jamaicensis (Jamaican fruit-eating bat) is the source of this 1581-nucleotide messenger RNA. RefSeq names its product arylamine N-acetyltransferase 1-like. NCBI's taxonomy places the organism in Eukaryota, Metazoa, Chordata, Mammalia, Chiroptera, Phyllostomidae. The record is from RefSeq and is a predicted model, not a curated record. Gene Ontology annotation, molecular function: acetyltransferase activity.